This is a messenger RNA of Olea europaea var. sylvestris, 1550 nucleotides long. Its product is annotated as sedoheptulose-1,7-bisphosphatase, chloroplastic-like. Gene Ontology annotation, cellular component: cytoplasm. The transcript has 8 exons. Gene Ontology annotation, molecular function: fructose 1,6-bisphosphate 1-phosphatase activity. Lineage: Eukaryota; Viridiplantae; Streptophyta; Magnoliopsida; Lamiales; Oleaceae. The record is from RefSeq and is a predicted model, not a curated record. The coding region runs from base 115 to 1290 and encodes 391 amino acids. Gene Ontology annotation, biological process: fructose metabolic process; gluconeogenesis; fructose 6-phosphate metabolic process.
ACGCCACGUGGCACUCCUAGUUAACCGCUUAUCUACUGUCAAGCCCAAAAACACAGACCUUUUUAGCAGAAAUCCAAGUUCUUGUAAGAUUUUAACUUGGGAUUUCUUGAAGAAAUGGAGACUGGUAUUGCUUCCUGUGCCAAUGAAACACUCUUGCCCACAGUUUCUUCUCAACGUUCCACCACCAUGGCCUCACCUCGUUCAAUUACUCCAUCAUUAUCCAGGACUCUGAAAACAAGCUCACUAUUUGGAGAAACCUUGCGAAUUGCUCCAAAAUCGUCGUUUAGAGUUACAAAGACGAAGAACUCUUCUCCCUUGACCAAGUGCGAGAUUGGUGAUAGUUUGGAAGAAUUUCUUACAAAGGCGACCCCGGAUAAAGGAUUGAUUACACUGAUGUUGUGCAUGGGAGAAGCUUUGAGGACAAUUGCCUUCAAAGUAAGAACAGCUUCUUGUGGAGGAACAGCUUGUGUCAACUCUUUUGGAGAUGAACAACUUGCCGUUGAUAUGCUUGCCAAUAAGCUUCUCUUUGAGGCCUUGCAGUACUCUCACUACUGCAAAUAUGCUUGCUCUGAAGAAGUGCCCGAGCUCCAAGACAUGGGAGGACCAGCCAAAGGAGGAUUUAGUGUUGCAUUUGAUCCACUUGAUGGUUCCAGCAUUGUUGACACAAACUUCACUGUGGGAACCAUAUUUGGAGUGUGGCCUGGAGACAAGCUUACAGGGAUUACAGGAAGAGAACAAGUUGCUGCCGCUAUGGGGAUUUUUGGACCUCGUACUACAUACGUUCUUUCUCUUAAGGACAACCCCGGAACUCACGAAUUCCUUCUCCUCGAUGAAGGAAAAUGGCUACAUGUGAAAGAUACAACAACGAUUGGUGAAGGAAAAAUGUUUUCCCCCGGCAAUUUGAGGGCUACCUUUGACAAUCCUGAAUAUGCCAAGUUAAUUGAUUACUAUGUUCGAGAGAAAUACACCUUGCGAUACACUGGAGGAAUGGUUCCCGAUGUUAACCAGAUUAUUGUGAAAGAGAAGGGAAUCUUCACAAAUGUAACAUCCCCAACGGCCAAAGCCAAGCUGAGAUUACUCUUUGAAGUGGCUCCAUUGGGAUUCUUGAUCGAAAAAGCCGGUGGCUAUAGCAGCGAUGGCAAACAAUCCGUACUUGACCGGGUCGUUACUAAUCUUGACGACAGGACCCAAGUUGCUUACGGAUCCAAAAAUGAGAUUAUCCGGUUUGAAGAAACACUAUACGGAUCAUCCAGACUCAAGGUUGCUGAACCAGUUGGAGCAACUGCUUGAGUUAACAGGAACAUGCCCUUUUCAUUUUUCCUUUUGCGAGUUAUUAAGGUGGUUUGUGCACAAGUUCGUCAAAUCUACAAGAUUUUUAUGCCGAUCUUAUAAAUGCAAAUAGUUUAAUGACAAUAUUGUCAAACUUGUCAUAAAAUGGAAAUUUAAGUACUCCUUUAGUCUCAUGUCUAAGGAAGCCAGAGCUCUUUCCCGUCUUUCGCAGGCUUCUUCUUUUAGUCCUUAUAUUAAACCUUGUUGAGUUCAUACAUCAA